Colias croceus (clouded yellow) is the source of this 15104-nucleotide messenger RNA. RefSeq names its product transmembrane protein KIAA1109 (gene tweek). The record is from RefSeq and is a predicted model, not a curated record. Gene Ontology annotation, biological process: synaptic vesicle endocytosis. NCBI's taxonomy places the organism in Eukaryota, Metazoa, Arthropoda, Insecta, Lepidoptera, Pieridae. The coding region runs from base 148 to 14352 and encodes 4734 amino acids. The transcript has 57 exons.
GGAACGAUGGGAAUGUAAUCAGUAAACGAAAAAUAAAUUAGCGAAGUAAAUAUUCAUAUGAAGAGAAAUGUUUCCCUCUAACAAAUCUGUGUUUAUUUCCUAUAGUGUUUUAAAAUGAAAACAAAUUAGUGAAGCAACGCUAUCAACAUGGAGAACUUUACCGGGUCAUUCGAUCCGGUAGCAGAAAGAUGGAAUGCUACGAUAGAUUUCGGCAAGAUUACCAUGGACAGGAACUUUGCCCUUUUGAUCGUAUCCCUAAUAUCGAGUAUACUAUGGGUAGUUUAUAUAACUUACUACAAUAGCCGAGUUCUGGGAUUCAUACUAACGAGGUUGAUCAAUAGAUUUUACUUUCAAGACGAAAAUUUCAAGAUUGGUUCCUUUACUCUUAAUGCUCUCUCUGGAAAAAUAAUGUUCCGUGAUAUUGUGUAUAUUAAUUACGACUACACACUGAGAAUUCAAGACGGUUACCUAAUAUUUAGGUGGUGGCGAUCAUAUGUACCUAAAGAUGUUUCUGAAGAUUUGUCACAUUCUGAUACUCGCCUAUCCAUAAUGUUAAAUGGUUUUGAAUUACACUUCUACAAUCGGUGCGAACUUUAUCACGAACUUGAAAAAAUUUUCGGCUUAGAUCCCGUUAUAAAACAGCCACAUGACGAUGACUCGACUGACCAAGACAAAGCUAUGAAUGAUGCUAAUGAAAAGAGAAGACGCGCUCAGGAUACCGUCAGAUCGGAGGCUGCAAUGGCUAGAACUUGGCGAGAUCUCAUCCCAGUCAUUAAAAUCGAUGUUUGCGCAGGUCGAGUGGUUUUCGGCAAUCGCUUAGUUCCCACAACAUUAUCUAUCAGUGUGGAAGAAGCUCAUCUAAUGUACAGUACCAAACCACCUGCAUCCAGCUUGGAUCAUCUCAUGCAUUUCGUAAAAGUUAAAGCUGAAAAUUGUAAAGUUAUUUUAGCUCCUAGUCCAAAUUACACAGCAAUGGUUGAUGAACCCCCACGUUACAUGGGAGAAGGUUUUGUUGUGAUGAGCUCAAACUACAUCGAAGUCUAUUUCUAUAUGGACGAACCAGGUCUAGUUCCUGAAGAACCAGUUUUGCUCCAAUUAGCUAAUGGUGAUAUUGUAGAGUCUGCUCCGCCUAUAUGGGGCGUCGACAUCAAAUGCGGUAAAGGAACCGACUUUAGCUACGGCCCAUGGGCUGAUCGGCAGAGAGACCAUCUAUUCAAAUUCUUUUUCCCACCAAAUUAUAAAAGCUUAGAAGUCACUCCACAGCCAAAACCCGGCGAUAGAAGACAAAUGCAGUCUUUCGACAUUCGCCUAUCAACACUCAACGAAGCCACAAUCGAUAUUUUGUUUACUAAAAACAAAGAGACAAAUGCAGUUCAUAUCAAUGUUGGUGCUGGGUCAUACUUAGAGGUGACAUUGCCGUGGAUUGUUCUUCAAGAUGGCUAUACAACGAAAAUUACGGGUCAAUUGCUACACUUGGAAGCAACAACGAGUCUUCAAUAUAGAAGCUUAGCUGAGAGCGAAACUCUUGAAUAUACUGUAAAAUGUCACUAUCCACUUGUUUGGAACCACCACCAGUGUUGGCAACUUUCCCUUACUGGAUGUAAAGCAACUGCCCAUUUUGUGUACACACAUAUAGAUUUUUUCCAAGAUCUCACCAAUGACUGGGCCAGUAAAGCGCGCCCAGAUAUUCUGCACUUUGUGCCAUACACAUGGAAGAUAUCAUUACUGCUUAAAGAAUGUGAAGUUGUCACAGUUAGUAAUCAAUACAACUGGAUUGACUGCAGCUCGACGAAUCAAGAAAAUAAUCACGUCGCUUUUUGUGGCGAUCUCUUAGAUGUCUCUUUCGAUUUACCAUUCGUUGAUUUCCUACCUGAUGUAAUUCCACUUAAGAUCUGGGUACAAGGAGAAGCAGUGGAUAUGAGUUUAUACUUGCCCGAAGUCAAUACUUCAAGAUUACUGCUUUUAUCAAUUGACAAGAACAUGAAAUUAGUGCCGAGCAGAUUAAGGGCAUCAAAAUGGCGAAGAAAAUGUGUAAAAUCACAAGGAUGGGUUGACUGUUGGUCUGUUCCGAUAGUCGCUUUGAGUGUUCGGUACAAUUACCACCCUAUCCCACCACUUGGACCAGAACCUCAAGCAGACAUAACAACGCCUGAGAAGGAAGAAAUUUUACUAUCUCCCAUGAGGAUACCUAGAAUGCGAAAACAACCGCAAAUGAAUUGGGGCAUAGAUGGCAAUAACUUUGACAGAACAACACUUCCACCCGACAAAGUAAGCGUAGAGCUUGAAGUGGGUCCAUCAGUUCUUCUUGCAUAUGGAACCAUCAUAACAAGUUUCAUGAACUUGUUGGAAAAUAUUUUUGGUGAAGAUCAAACAUUUACAGAUAUGCAAAAAGCGCCCACAACAGGAACAUAUUAUUGGGCCAGUGAAAACACCACAAAACUAAAUGACAGAAGCAGUAUUAAUCAACAUUCUGAAAUUUCAAUGGAUGAUUCGACAGAUUCAAGUAAAGGUCCAUUCGAUCCGCGUAAAUGUAGACCGCUCGAUGUAAGCGUUUCUAUCAUAAUCCAUGACAUUCAAGCUCAUAUGGUAAAAAAUUGUAGUGAAAACGAACCUACCUGUCCAGUUAUUUUAAUUGAAAGAUUUGGGUUUGAAAUGGAUAAAAGAUUUAGAGAAACAAAACUUCAACUUCUUUUGAGCCCUUCGAUACUCAUUUCGGCAAAUAAUAUGUCACGACCCGUCGUCAACGGAAGCACUAAUUCGAGUGUGCUUCAACAAGGACAUUUAAUGCUUUCAUCGUUUCAAUUAAGAGGCAAUGGAUUUUUCAGUGACACUAACCGCUCCGUUGAAGAGGAAACUGUCGAAUAUGCCUGGAUGAUGGAGUUGCAAUUAGGUCAGUUGACUGGACGAAUGACACUACCUCAGCUAUACCAAGUCGUUUCGUCGCUAGAAACAUUCCUGUUACUAAUUUGUGACAACGAGAAUGAAUUGAUUCCACCAAAUUCCGUUAAACAAUGUCACCACGGUUUAAAUAAGGCUUUAUGUCCCGAAACAGACAUUGCAUUGAAAUACAGGUGUCCCACAGCAAACGAGAUAAAAUACCGAAUGAUACGAGUAGCUAUCGACCUCGUUGAUUUGUACAUCGCAGAUUCCAAUACUACACUCCAGUCUUGGAUAUCUCCCAUACGACUCUCAUUUUGCAAUCUACACGGAUCUGGCUGCGGUACUGGUAUUACCGCUCUAUUGCCUAACAUUAAACUUGCUCUUUUCACACAAACAAAUAUGCAAACAAACAGCUACCACAAUUCGAAUGGUAGUGGAACAAGUAACAAUGUGCCACCACAGACUAAACUGCCAGAGAGUGAAAAUUGGGUUGGCGUUGGAUCUGUUGCCUUGGGUCCCGUAUUGAUUGAAGCAGCGUCAUCGCUACCACAAAGUCCCAAAAAUGUUCAUCUCGUACAACAGAAAUUCUUGAAAACACAUGAUGAUAAAUUCAAAAGGUUAUGGUUUCUUUGGCCAAAUGAAGGUAAAGGUUCGCAAUGCGGCUGUAACGGCGGAUGUGCCUUUUUUGGUUCAAAUAGAAAUGGUGCAAACUUUUUCAAACCGUGCCCAACCGACAUUCAAGAAGGUGUCAAUAUAGCCAUGUUUAAUGUUAUAGAAACAUCGCCCGGAGAAUAUGGCUAUGGACAAAGCUUGUUACAUCCUGGCCAGCUGGUGUUCCACACCCCACCCUAUAAUAGCCUGAAUGUUUGCUUGCAACCUACUAACGUUUCAACACUCAUACCUUCGCCAUUGCCCCAAAAUCUGAACAAAUCACCACAACCAACGGACAGAAGAAGUUUGACGAGGCGAUUUUCUUACACAAGCGUUAAUAAAGCGAGCAAUAACAUAUUGGUGUCGAGCACAAAGAGUGACGUUCCGUACGCUCGCUUGGUAGAUUCCACAGCCCCCUUGGGUAGUUCAAAAAUUGAUAGCGAUUCAAAACUCAACAAAACAAUUUUAAAUGUACCUCAAAUGGAGAGUAGCGUUUCAGAUUCGAAGCUAGCUUUGAGCUGUGGGAUAGUAAAGGACAGUCCGAAUAUUACUGGCAGGAGACAUAUUCAAGUUGAUAAUGAACCAUUUGCAGUACCUAAAGUUCCUCCAAGAAGUGUGGCUGUGUCAGAAUCUCACUAUUCUUUGAAUUCCCAACAUCCACACGAAGAAGUGACGCCACAUCAAGUUCAAAGAACUAUGUCUAUAACGAGCGAGAAUCAGUCAGAAGCAUUUUUCUCUGCCGACGAGGACAUGUUUCCCAGUCGUUCGUCUAGCUUGAAGCAUUCCUUCGGCAGUCGCCAUAGUAAUCCGAGAGAUAAACACGCAUAUGCCAUUAAUGAUAUUGGCAAUGAAAAGUGGACUGCAUCUAUUCCGAGGUCUGAAGUUAGGGAUGGACCUGAUAAUAUAAGCAAUAUAAGUGGAGUGCAACCAGAUUCUGAAAGCGGUUCGGUAUCUUCAACUUCAUUCAUAUCGGCGAUUUCCUCUCAAGAAGACAUGACUUUAGUCAAUUUGCAUAUGCAGACGAAUAAACCUAUAGUAGACUCUCCACUACUUAUGUCAAGUUACAUGCAUAAUCUACCACAGUAUAAAUGCGGUAAUUGGUCUACAUGUUCCUUACCCACUGGUAACGAUUUAUUCACGCUUCCACUUUUUAGAAGAGCAGAGGAUGGUACGCUAGUUUACGUGGGCCAGAAGUAUCUACCGAACUUUGAAGCAUUUGGCAAAGUUAACGUUUUAAAACUAAUAUCAAAGAGUACACAAAACAAUCAAAGUUUACACGGCACAUACGCGAACUUACCACCUAAUUUUAAUUCCCAAAUCAAAACUCAUCCAUACCCAUUAGCUUGGUGGGAUUUACAACAAAAUCUACAAGAUAAUCAAGAAACCAAUACUGAGAAAAGCACAACAUCAACAUUAACUACUACAAGUGAUACCAAAAAUGGCUUAUUCAUAAGGCUUCGUGGUGAAAUUGAUAUUAUGCUUACUCCUCUCGUAUUAGAAAGCACUCAAAAAUUCGUUGAAUCUAUUACACCCGUACUAGCCAAUGUACAUCCGAUCACUGUUAUCAAUCAUUUGAGACUCUUAUGCAUUUCGUCUGUGGAAUCGUCAAACGUUUUGAAGCAAAAACAACAUGUAUUAAAUUGGUUGCCGCAAAUGCAAGCUCGAAACGAAUCCAGUAUCAUUAUAGAUAAAGACGAUAAAUGCAAACUGGCCAUCAUUCCUCAAUCAAAUAUUUAUGAAGAAACAAUUUACACCCAAAUCCAAGCUACAAUGACUGUACCUAAAGUAAAUAUUAUUUUCAUUCAGUCAUCUGUCGUAGAGGACAUGAUAUCAUUUUCUGCUUUGGACAACAUACAAGAUCUCACAUGCGUCUCCCUGUUUGGUGUAUCAAUGGAAAAUAUUGUGGCCAAGUAUGUUAGCUCAAGGAAAACGUUAGAAUCAAUACAGUUGUACUACAGACCUACAUUACGAACUCUUGGAAGUAAGAAAUCUUUUGGUAUAAUGAAGGGACCGAGAGCAUUAAUAUCUCAGGCUUCAGGGCGAAAACGAGGGCCAGAAAAAGGAGAACCAGUCUUUAUUGAAAGUUCACAACAACAAUGUGAAGACACCAAUGUUACAUUGACAGUCGGUAAAGUACAUGGCCAGCUGCGACGAAUUCGUAACGAAUCAUCUCAAUUAAAAGACGCGACAAUAACGGGUAUUCCAUGUCAACAUUCUAAAGUCGCAUUUAAAUUCGUAAGAAUCGAUUCUAAUGCUAGAGGAUGUGAAUCUGUGAGUGGUGCUACAGAGGGUCAAAAAGAAAAUUCAAUUGGCUAUAUAAUGUUUGAAUGUGGCCUCGAAGGCGUCUCUGUGAAGGUGUCUAACCACUCUACGUCACACAAACCAAAUGAGGAGAAGAAACCCGUAGUCGCUGACAACGAGAGCUGCCGGGAAUCGGUUAAAUCAGCAGAAGAGGUGAAGCCAGAGAAAGAAAAGAAAGGCAUACGAACUUCCGGCUUCGAGGAUCUGUUCAAGAAACGGGAGUCGAGUUCUAAGCCGAGUACACCGAAUUUGAGCAGUUCCCAACCUCCGCCAGUUCCUCCCCCACCAGAGCCAAUGACUCCAGGGCCUGACGAACCUUCGAACGAUAGCUGCACUACCCUAGUACCGGCUAAAGACAACGGGAACACGACUUCGUGCUCGAUAGAUCUGAAAGUGGUUUGGUUUAACUUCGCAGCACCGCCGCGCACGCCGAUUACUAAAAAGAUUGAUUACACUCGACUCGAUUGGAACCUGCUCAGCACAGCAUCUCCAGCCAUCAACGCGUGGAUGAACCCGUGCAACCGGCUGGGCAUCCGCGUGGUGGGCAUGUACCGCGCGCGGGCCCGGCGCCUGGCCGCCACGGCCGCCAGCCUCAUGGCCUCCGCGCUCGACCGCGCGCCGCAACACACGCUGCCCAAGAGUCGCUACGGGCGUCACACACCCAUGGCCAAACAGCUACGCGAAGAGCCAUCACUACAGUUAUGUGCUGUACUAUUGAGAUACGCGUUACAAGCCGAUGCGGCUGCUGUGCAAGCGGAUCUGGCUGAAAGACAUCUACCCUCAUUGUCUACGUUGCGACAGGGUGUGAUCGUGUUAACGCGGCAAUGGAAGAACAUCCUGUACACGCCGCUGCUACUCGAACACAGUUAUAAGAGCAAAGUGAUGAAACCUGUCGCUGUCACGUUCGCCUUGCCGGAUUUAAUUGAGGAUUCAGUAGAAGGAUGGCAAGAAUAUCAAUUCGAUAACGAAGGACUCGACGAAAACUGUCUUUUAUUAAAUAUGGAACCGGAUAAAUUAGCUACUACAUUGCCUGCGGCGGUGCGGUCGGCUUGUCGCCCGCACUCCUACCCCUCCACGCCGCCCUCCGUCCGCGCAGCGCAAAGCAGUCGUGCGAGCCUCGUAUUCCCGUCGUUGCCAUUCUCCACGAGGAAGACGCCGUUCCAAGACGACUCGAUUGCUAAUUAUGGAACGUUGAAGGAAGAUCUGCCAACCGUAGGUUCGAACCCAUCCCUGUACUCUCAAGGCAGUCAGGAUAACAUAACAUCUGACCGCGCAAGAGAGGACCUCUACCAGUGGAUGGCGAAGCAAGAACCUAUUAAAGUUGAGCCGAAGAGUAAGAAGCCAAUGAUCCCAGCGUCCAAAAUGAACCCACGCGUAGUGGCCCAAUCCCUGCCGGCGUGCAGUCUGUAUCCCUUGCAAGGGUCCCUCAUGUUGCUGGACGCACACCUCGUGUUCCAACCGUUCCUGGCUGCUUUGGGGGUGUCACCGCACCAGGUUGCGCAUGGAAAGGGCGAGUCCAAGGACAGCAGCGGCAGCGGGGGUAACGCGGGGCUCGAGGCGCUGGGCUGCUCCGUGUCGCUGGCGGGCUGGCUCGACGCGCUGCGCGUGCACAUCGUAGUCAGCGAGCUGGGCAGGCACGGCAAGGGGAAGGGGAAAGCGUCACAAAGCCAACCGGACAUGGCGGCCGAGAGCCCCGCGUUCCUCUGCGAGAAGAUAUCCAUCGACGUGCUCGUGAAGAAAGUGGCCGACAUGGCCGUGGACGAGCUGGUGCAGAAGCAGAACGUCGUCUACAUCUCCAGGGGACAGCUGAAGAAACAUAUCAGCACUAUGAUCAACUGUAACCUGAGCAUACGGUUUAUUUCGCAACAGGUGAACAUGCCGCUGCUGCGUCUGCUGCACCAGAUCAGCAACAUGUACCAGAACGUGAAGGACACGCACAGCGAGCUGCGCGCGCGCACCGCCCGCCCGCGCCCGCGCGCGCGCUCGCACUCGCACUCGCACCGCGUCUCGGUGGAAUAUCGCGAGAACCUAGUGAGCGUGACGUCAUUAGACAAGGACAGCCAGUACACGGGUCUAGACUCCAAAUGGGACCUGCCCGCAACAAUCGGGCCGGAAACUAGCUCGGAGAAAGAUAUGAGCCCUCCGCCUAGGCCAAGACCACAAUCGUUCGCGCAGAAGUUGCGCUCCACUGGCAAGAGCGUUAAGGGAAAACUAGGUUACAGUUCGCUCAACGAGGGCGCGCACACGCCGCUGUACCCGCGCCGCCCUCCCCCGCCCCGCCCCCCCGCGCCCGCCGGCCCCGCCCACCAGCUGGCGCCGCGCUGCUGGCGCACGCUGUACCUGCUGCUCGACCUGUACGCGAACAUGCCGGACGCGGACACCAUCACGCACAGAUUCUCUGUAUCAACGGAAUUACCAGAGGCGUAUCGAACGAAAAGCGCUCGACCGAGUUCCCGUGAACAAAAUAACAGCAAUUCGUCAUCCACAGCCACAGGGACUGGUAUCGUCGUCGUCGGUGCUGCUAAGAUCCACCGCACGCGUCUGCUGGCCUCGCUGUCGGGGCUGAAGCUGGAGGCGGAGAUCACGUCGCUGCAGGGCUCGCUGUCGGCGUCCCGCGCGCGGCAGUGGGCGCUCAGCGGCAACCUCGGCCGCACCGCCAUCGUGCUGCUCGAGGGCAACGCGCCCAACCACCAGACGGUUGUGCGCGUCAGCGUGGGCAAGUCGCAGGCGCUGUACUCCUGGGAGGGCGGGCGGCUGGGCGCCACCGCCCUCGCGUCGGUGGGCGGCGUGCGGGUCGACCUGCCGCAGCACCCCGUGGCGCUGCACGGCGUCAUGACGCGCUCGAGCCGCCAGCUGUCCAGCACGCUGCAGGAGCUGGGUGUCACCCGCACGGCCUCCCGUCUCUCCCGCGGCGGGCCGGGGGCGGAGGGCUCGGAGGAGGAGGGCAGCCCGCCGGCCGCCCCGCCCCCUCCGCGCCGCGCCCCGCCCGCACCCGACGCACUAUUACACCCGCUGCACCUGCAGUUCUCGCUCGUACUGCAGAGCCUCAGCAUAACGGCAGCCCUCCUACCGUCGCUACAAGCGCAAUACAAGAUGGAGCGCGUGCACAGCUCCGGCGUGACGGCCGGCAAGGCGCACUUCACGGUCGAACUGCCGCACCACUCGCUCAGCUUCGUCACCAAGCUGCAGGUGACAGAAGCGAACAUCCCAGCGGCCGCGUCCGUCGCGUUACCCGCAGUAUCGUGCCGAGCACGCGUACUCGACUGCGCGCCCGCAGACACGCGCCCGCAGAAACCACGCGCUGAUGCGGACGCGAACAGCGCCACUGACGCGACUGACGCUACUGACGCUACUGAUGCGCAACCGAGCGCGGAGGGCGCGGUGCUGAUGGCGGGCCGCUACCUGGCGGCGACCGCCGACAUCGGCCUGUUCGAGCACACGCUCUCCACCGACCUGCUCAACCACCUCGUCUUCGUGCAGAAGGUCUUCAUGAAGGAAGUGAACGAAGUAGUGCAGAAAGUGUAUGGUGGUGAAAAGCCCGUGCCGUUGUGGAAUGAAGAAGAGGCGUCAUCCUCUGCACUGAGCAGAAUAUUGUUCUCCUUACUUAUACGAAUCAAGCGCAUCCAACUGACAGCGACGACGCCCAGCAACAGCGCGGUGCGGCUGGAGACAGGAGCAGUGGAGCUGGAGCUGUCCAACCGCGUGCAGAACGUCACGCAGCCCGCGCAGGCGCACGGCUUGCGGCUCUUCGCUAGGGCACAGGUGGACAUUAAUCUGAGCUUGGGUCAACUUAUACGAAACGCGAUGUUCGAGGAAGCUGAGCCGGAGUUCCAACAGUAUGCCUUCUUUAACACGAGGAUUUCGAUGCGCAACGCAUUCCAAGAGGAAAUAGUAUGCGGUGAAGACAAGGAAGUAGUGCUGAUCACCCUAAAGCGGCCUCUCGUGUACAUACAACCUGUGGCCGUGGACCGGGCUAUAUUAGUGUGGCUCAAUUAUAAGAACGCGUAUGAGUACUGGAAUGAAAAACGUAUGACGUUGAAUAAGGAGGUGCUAGCGGCCACGCAGCAGGUGUUUGAGAAGGUGCAACUGACGUCACAAAUCGGCACGCCGCAUCUGAGCACGUUGUUUUUACAACUGAAUGUAGACGACAUAGGCAUUUGCUUGCCGCUCAACCAACCGCCUGUUUCGAAGUGGUGCGGCUGGGGCUGGGGCUGGGGCGGGGGCGAAGGCCCGCUGGGGGACGGGGAGCGCGGCGCCGUGGUGGUGACGCUGGAGAGCACCAGCAUCUCCGCCGUCAGCUCGGGCGCGCUGGUCAGCAAGGGCCGCUUCGUGGGGCUCUGCCUCCGGUUCGCGAGGGACUUCGAGGCCUCGCUCGAUGACUGGAAGCCCGAGCCCAGCGAGGCCUGUGUCAACGUGUGCUGUGUGUCCGAGGGCACGUAUGAGGUGUGCAGUCGCACGGCCGCCGCCAGGCAUAAUGAAAACGCAAAAUGGUUCCUAAACGUCUCAUGGCAAAUGGAAGGCGUGGACAUACAUUUGGACACCAAUGUUGGCAAACAGCUCUCCGCUUUGGGACAUACUCUAACAAUGUUAACUGGUUUUGAAGAAGAGGAUCCUUUGAAAAUGGAUUAUGAAAGUGAUUUGGACGAUGAAGCUGAUAACAGCAAAGAUUCACAAGAGAGCAUAGUCCUCCGGCGCAAAUACACGGAUCACUUACCAGCGUUCGUGUUCGAUACAUCCCUGGACGCUAAGAAACGCUCCAAGUUAAUAGAGAAGGAGAUGACGGAGCAGGCGAAGAUCAUCAGCGACCUGCGAGCGCUCGGCGCCAGCCACAGCACUGUGGAGUAUGAGCUGAGGAGGCUGCAGGAUCUGGAGGCACUGGUGUUUAAGGACUUCCGCAGGGACAUGCUGCAGAAGCUGCGUCGGCAGAGCGUGCGUGCGAGCUCCAUCACGAAGGGCAAGCUCGGGCUCGGCUCCAGCCGCCCGCCGCCAUUGCCGCACGACACCGAUAGUAUUGGCGAGCCAGCGUCCGUCGGCCUGCUGCCUUCAAGCACAGUGGGCCUGGGCAUGGGGCUGGGCAGCCUGCCCAGCGCGGGCAGCCUCACCAGUGUGGGCGACUCGGGCGAGACGCUGUUACUGGCGGAGGACGACACACGCUUGGCCGAUAUCAUAGAGGGCGCUUCGUGGAGCUCUAUGGACAGUGAGACGCUUACUGGCCCAGGUCCAUCCCGCUGCGGGUCACUACGCGGUGCGAGCGGGACAGUGGGCGCGUCGCGUUCUGUCUCUUUCCAACCGCGACAAACUUGGCCCGACUCGCUCGACCUGCCCAGGAAGAAUACGGACACUAGUACAACUUCAGAAGGCGCAAGUCAGUCAGAAGGCAAGCAAAGCAAGGCGAAAACAGCAGAACCGAACAUCGACUUUGAGUUGGACGUCAAAGUGCACAUUAACAGUGGAAAGUGCGUGUUACACACUAAGGAACCUAAUAAGGACGAUGACUUAAAAAUUGGCAGAUCACGUGUAGGGCGUUCAGCAUCCGGUGGUCUAUCUGGUGCAGGCGCAAGCGCAGGAUCAGGGCUUGAAAUGGGAGGCACCAGCGUGCCCUCCGCGACACCAUCUGGUCCCGCGGGCCCCGGGCCCCUGGUUCCUGGUGUGCCCUUGGGGGCCAGUGGGAAUCUGGGCCCUGGAGGUUUGGGAGGGUCGCCUAAUGCGCGUCGCAAGCCUCGCCUGCCACCGCCACCUGAUGUUACCGUGUUUAGAGUGCCGGGAUUACAGUUAAAGGUACACUACGAAUCUAAAACACUACCAGAAGAAUCCGCGUCCCCGCAGUCAAUACCCAACAUCCCCCCUCCAAAUGUGGUGGGAGCCCGUAAGAUGGGCACCAAAAAAGCGGCUCUAUUUGCCUGGAUAACACUGCAGAGUAUACCAGAGGAGACAAUCAUCAGCCCGCAUAUACUGGAGUUCUUGGAACAGACUCUGGAACCGAUUCCAUCAAAGGCGUCCUUCUCUAUGCCUACUCCAGAAGCGGAGACAGCGCGUCGCGGGUCGGGCGCGGGCGGGUCGGGCGCGGAGGAGGCGGGCGGCUCGUACGGGCAGUACGUGUACGCGUCCUUCCCCGUCGACGUCAUCGUGCACUUCCACACGCGGCCCUCCGCCUUCCGCUUCAGCUGCCUGCCCGCCUCGCGCGUCGAGUGCCUGCUGCAGCUGCCCAGCCUGCAGAUCGUGUGCAGCUCCAAGCGCGCGAGCGACGAAGAAAUGGCGGAAUCGGCGAUCGCAAUGGGCGGUCUAAGCGUCACGGGAUGCCUAGCAGAUUUCUCAGUAUACAUCUUCCAUCCCUACGGCGGCAAGAAGUCGAGCCUUAAAGAAGCUCAGUGGUCGCCGCUCGCAGACACAGAGCGGAAGGACUCGCUCAGCAUCAACGUGGAGUUCGUCAAGUUCCACCUGUCCAGGUUCAGAAAAUUGGACUUUCAGACCGACCAGGAUCAGUCCAAGGCGACCGUUCGGUUCUCAACGAUAGUAGACGUGGGCUCAGCGUCGUUCAAGUACGACAUGCGGCGGCUGGGCGAGAUCCUCGCGUUCCCGCGCGCCUGGUACCGACGGUCCAUCGUGAGGAGGCUGUUCUUGGGAGAUGUCAGUCUGGAUGUGGAUCAGCCGACGUCAAGCAACAACACACCAGUGUCGCCAGUUCUACCGCAACGCGAGAAGGCGAAACUUGAUCCACAAAAGUCUAAAGAGAGUAAACAGUGGGGCGCUGCGUGGGAGACCCUCGUGCUGUUUGCGGUGAACUUCACGCGCCUCAAUAUUCAUAUGAACAUGGGCAACGUCAUGGGGAAUGUCAGUUGGCAGAGCCGCUCGCUCGGCGCGUCCGGUCGGCUCAGCAUCGGCAGCACGCGGCGGCGGCACAUGGUGGUGCGCGUGGCGCUGGGCGGCUCCGCGCUGGAUGCACGGGCUGGCAUCGUGGGCGGUGCUAUCAGCCUCGCGCAGCUGCAUGCACAUGUGCACGUGGAAGAAGAGCCUGGCAGUAGUCCAGCACACGUGUGCGGAGUACGCCUAUCAGCGCUAGAGCUGCGGCUCGAGUACAUGGGCACGCCGGUGCUGCUCGCGAGGUUGUCGCGCCCGCGGGCUGCGCUGAGGGACCAGUGGCAGGCGCGACGACACCGACCGGCUGCUAGCCGUCCAGCGACAAUCCUGACGCACUGCACGCUCAGCUGGCACCAGCUGCAGAUCCUGAUGAGCCGCAGCACCACACCGGACCUGCUGAAGAUGCAGCUCAAGCUCGAGGAGUUCUUCACGCAGCAGUUCAAGUCGAGCAAGCGGGUGUUUAGCUCGCUACAUCCGAGCUAUGGGACCAUGAGACGGGAUAGGAAGGAACCAACAGCAACAGCGGGCGGGAGCCAGCCGCCGCAGCAAGUGUUGCGGCACCACCGCCACUGGCAGAAUGUGCUGCACUUUGUGGCCGGCGUGCCGCUCGCUAGCGACACCACUUCUAACCAGCAAGGGUGUGUGCUCGGAGGAAGCAUGGAGCUGCUGGGGUCCAACAUCUCGCUGGCGUGUUUCCAUGGCAACAGCUUGAAGGCCAAGUCGUGGGCGCUGUUCAGCCUGAAGGACGUCUGCAUCAGCUUUGCCACCGAAGCGCAGAAUCUCCACAAUGAAAUUGGUGAGGUGGAAGUGCACGCGGUGCAAACGCUGACGGCGAGCCUGGGGGGCGCGGGCGGGGCCCCCGGGGCGGGGCGCGCGGGGCCCGGCGCGGGGCCCCCGGGGGCCGCGGGGCCCUCGGCCGGGGGCCACCAGUCGCUCGCCACCGUGUGCCGCAUGUCGCGCACGGUGCUCUUCCCGCCGCAGUUCAAGACGCUCCGCGAGUGGUUCCAGUACGCGUUCGCUGAUAGCGAGAUUGACGCGAUUGAAUUAUUCCCGUCGCUCGAGCGAGAGGGGGGCAUAGCUAGCGCGGCACCUGCCCCGGGCGGGACGGGCAGUUCCGGGGGCACGUCCAGUACCAGCAGCAAGCCGGGGCACGUGCGUGAGGUGAUCUUCGCACUGCCCGCGCUGCAACUGCACUUGCGCACGAGUCAUCGACAGCCGCAGGAGGUGCCCACGGAAAACGAUCCAAAGCCAGUAGUGGAGUGCAGCUUCAUCACGGAGUUCGAGGACCACAUCUUCGUGUCGGUGGACGCGGAGGCGUUCCUGUUCCUGCACGAUCUCAUCUCUUCGUAUAUUAAGGAGAAGGAAAGAGUGAUGCCAGUAGGUCGGUCGGGAGUGAGUGAGGUGUGCGAAGCUGUUGGCGCGGCGCUCGACUACCGCGACUACCACUGCCUCACCUGGCAUCUGGAGCCCACUGUGCGAUUGUUAUCGUGGGCGGGCAAAUCCAUCGAGCCGUACGGUGUGGACUACAUCCUGCAGAAGCUUGGCUUUAGCCACGCUCGCACCACCAUACCGAAGUGGCUCCAACGCGGAGCCCUAGAUCCCCUGGACAAACUGCUGGCGCUCCUACUGCUUAGACUGUUAAGACUGCUGCAUCAGAAAUGAGACCAAAAUUGACCAAGUCUAUUAUAUCCUGCUGAAUUUAUUGAGAGCAGAAAAGACCAAUAAGUGAUUGACCACAUUCUUCUGAGUGAGCAGACCAAGUCCUUUAUAUCCUGCUAAGUCAUGACAAUACCGACACCAAUAUAAAGUGACCAACCAUAUCAUGACAACACGUUAGAAGCAGCAGGGAAAAGAACAAUCUGAAGAGACCACACCAUAUCCUGCCGGUUCUGACAGACCUGAAGGUCCUACAGAACUGCGGGCUGCUGCAUCAUAAAUGAGCCCAAAGACCAAAACUGACGUGACCAUGUCCUGCAAAGUUACGGAAUUGCAGGUCUAUCCUUAAUUACAACUAAGAAAAAAGGACUCAAGUAUACCUUAUCCUGGCAAGUCAUGAUACACCAGAAGAUUUUGCUGAAUUACGGAUCUACCGUUAAUACUUAGAAGUGACUCCCAACAUGCGAAUAUAAUUUUUACACCAUAAUGAAGCUAGUGAAACAGGUGCAAAGAAUAAAUCACUAGAACUCUCCUACAAUUAACGAUAACAAGCGAGUACUCACCGAAAAAUGAUAUUUCUUAGACAUAAUUUAUUGCUUAAGCUAUGGAAUGGCUACAACAAGUCGUCUUAUGAUGAAAAUUAAACCAUAAUAAAAUAACAGAGAUCAAAAUACAAUCUUCUGACUAGAAAUGUCAAAUUAUUACGACGUGACAUUUCAUCUACUUCGUCAAUUUGUAGUUAAAUAUGGCGAGGCCAU